AUGGGGCCACCCAUCCGGAUGGGCUUUGACAAUGGACCUCCUCGGGACCCCAAUGCUCCAGUGAACACUGGGUACCCGCCGCAGCCCUACGGACCCCCUCAGGGCCAAAGCCCAUAUCCUCCUGCGCCUUAUCAAGGCUAUCCUCCCCCGCCUGCUGCGCCCCCUGUUACUGGUCCCCCACACCAACACGGCGGUGGAUUUCAACAGAAUGGCCGCCAUCAUGGUCGAGGAGGGUUCAAUAACCACAGCAACAACUUCAGACAGCGCCCCGGGUUCAAUGAUAACAAGGGCCGUCAUCACCAUCACAAUAAUAACAACAAGAAGUCAGGUGGUCCUCCUUCAGCUCCGCAGGCGCACCAUCAGAAGCCUGAUGCCGCUUCGGCUGGGAAAAAGAAGAAGCGCAAGACCAAUACUCUCGGUCUCACGCCGGGUGACGAGUCCGAGGACGACCUUGACGAAGAGGCCAAGCUCAGCGAGCUAAUCGGCAGCGAGGUUCCCCAACUCUCAGAUAUCACCGCGUGGAUCGAAGAACGCAAGCGCAACUUUCCUACACAGAAUCGCGUCAAGGCCAAGUUGGCCACAGGCAGCACGAGCAAGAACGGAGAUGCCAAGGACGAGCGUGCGUUAGCUCUCGAGAAGGAACAGGCCAAGGCCGACAAGCUCCGUCGUGAGCUGGAGAGAGUCGAGUCCAGCCUGAAGAGGAAGCGCGAGCAGCAAGACGCUGGCGACGACAUGCGCGGAGUUGCUGCUAGUACCUCCAAGUCACCCUCGAUUAAGUCCGAGGACGACAAGCCUGAGGUGGCAUCUGUCAAGCAGGAUCCCAAUGCUAACCUUCCCCCGCCUCCUAAGAAGGCCGACCCCACCAAGCACUGCAAGUACUAUUCAACGGGAGGCACAUGUGGCAAGAAGGGCAAGUGUCGCUUUGUCCAUGAUCCAGCCGUAAGAGAAGCUGCGUUGAAAGAGCGGGAGAUGAACGGGGGACGGAUGACGCUUCAGCAGCGGCUGACGCUCAAUGACAAGGAUCAAGAGGAUCUGACAAUUAUCAAGACCCUCGCCUACCUCAAGGAGAAGGGCUUGAUGGAGGCCAAGUCAGCCUCGAACGGCACGGCUGCGGACGAUAAAACCCCGACCCCAAGCACCAAAUCCUCAUUGCCUCCUCCUCCAGCCAAUGGCCUGCCGCCUCAGCCACCACCAAGCGUUGUGUCGACGCCGGCAGUCCGUUACCAGGGUUGGAAUCUCAGCGGAUUUGGCAACACUGGUGUCAAGAGUGACCAUUAG
Molecule: messenger RNA, 1278 nt
Organism: Diaporthe citri
Lineage: Eukaryota; Fungi; Ascomycota; Sordariomycetes; Diaporthales; Diaporthaceae
Exons: 2
Coding region: 1-1278 (425 amino acids)
Biological process (GO): box C/D snoRNP assembly
Cellular component (GO): nucleus
Molecular function (GO): metal ion binding; RNA binding
Source: RefSeq, a predicted model, not a curated record